Messenger RNA from Catharus ustulatus (Swainson's thrush), 5398 nucleotides. RefSeq names its product BRISC and BRCA1 A complex member 2 (gene BABAM2). Gene Ontology annotation, cellular component: BRCA1-A complex; BRISC complex. The coding region runs from base 103 to 1254 and encodes 383 amino acids. The transcript is spliced from 12 exons. Gene Ontology annotation, biological process: double-strand break repair. Lineage: Eukaryota; Metazoa; Chordata; Aves; Passeriformes; Turdidae. The record is from RefSeq and is a predicted model, not a curated record.
GGCGGGGGCGCGCACGGCGGGCGCGGGGGCGUGCACGCCGUUGCCAAGCGGCGAGUUCCGGCCGCCGUAGCUGAAGACAAAAGGAAGGAAGAAUAUAAUAAAAUGUCACCUGAAGUGGCCUUGAACAGAAUUUCUCCAGCACUUUCACCCUUCAUUUCCAGUGUGGUCAGAAAUGGAAAAGUAGGACUAGAUGCUACUAAUUGCUUACGGAUUACAGACUUGAAGUCUGGCUGUACAUCCUUGACCCCUGGACCCAGCUGUGAUCGUUUUAAACUACAUAUCCCUUAUGCGGGAGAAACACUCAAAUGGGAUAUAAUUUUUAAUGCUCACUAUCCUGACCUGCCACCAGAUUUUAUCUUUGGAGAGGAUGCUGAGUUUUUACCAGAUCCUUCUGCCUUGCAUAAUUUAGCUUCCUGGAACCCUUCAAACCCCGAAUGCCUCCUGCUUGUUGUGAAAGAGCUUGUGCAGCAGUAUCACCAAUUUCAGUGCAGCCGGUUACGGGAGAGCUCUCGGCUCAUGUUUGAGUAUCAGACUUUGCUUGAAGAGCCCCAGUAUGGAGAAAACAUGGAAAUAUAUGCUGGCAAAAAAAACAACUGGACUGGAGAAUUCUCAGCUCGUUUCCUCUUGAAGUUGCCUGUUGAUUUCAGCAAUAUUCCUACAUACCUUCUCAAGGAUGUGAAUGAAGACCCUGGAGAAGAUGUUGCACUUCUCUCCGUUAGUUUUGAGGACACAGAAGCCACUCAGGUUUUUCCUAAGCUGUACCUCUCCCCACGUAUUGAACAUGCACUUGGAGGAUCAUCUGCUCUUCACAUCCCAGCCUUUCCUGGUGGAGGUUGUCUCAUUGACUAUGUACCCCAAGUAUGCCAGCUGCUAACAAACAAGGUACAAUAUGUUAUUCAGGGAUACCAUAAGAGAAGAGAGUACAUUGCAGCUUUCCUGAGUCACUUUGGAACUGGUGUGGUAGAAUAUGAUGCAGAAGGAUUCACAAAGUUGACUCUGUUGCUGAUGUGGAAAGACUUUUGCUUCCUUGUUCACAUUGACCUACCCCUGUACUUUCCUCGAGACCAACCAACCCUAACAUUUCAGUCCGUCUACCACUUCACUAACAGUGGCCAGCUGUACUCCCAGGCCCAGAAGAAUUACCCAUACAGCCCCCGAUGGGAUGGCAAUGAAAUGGCCAAGAGAGCAAAGACAUAUUUCAAGACAUUUGUCCCUCAGUUCCAGGAGGCAGCAUUUGCUAAUGGGAAGCUUUAGACAGCUUCAGGCAUGGAAACUAUACUGGACAGAUCCUUCGGUCUGCACAUGUCGGCCCAGAAGAAGAAUGCCUGGAAAUGGCUUGGACUGUCUUGAUAGGUGCUUUCUUGCCUCUGAACUGGUUUUGGUAGCUUCAGUUUUUGAAACAAAGACCUCACUAGCAUGCUUAGAACUGAAUAUUUGGUAUUAGUCCUGCCCCUUUGCCUCUGCCACCACCAUUUCUUUCUGUAUCUGUUGGAUUAAAUUUAAAAGGGCGUGUAUUGAUAUGAUAACACUUUCUUGUGCCAACAAUGUCCUGUGUGUUAUGCCUUGUUUCCUUGUCUUCAGAUGUUCUAAAUUGGAUUGGUUUUCCCCAUGGAAAUAUAAUGUAAUGUGUAUAUUUAGUUAACAUUUUCAGCUUAUCCUCAGAAAACAUGAAACUGCUGUAUGUACAGGGAAUGCCUGACAGACUGUACAGUGCCAUAUUCUGCCUUUGGAGGUUUGUGUCUCACUGUGGUUGUUACUCUCACAGGUAUGGAUAUGAGUUGCACACUUCAAUUCUCAGUGCCUUUCCAGUGGAUCUGAAGUUACUAUAGCAAGGUGUUUGAGGUUUGGUGGUUUUUCUAAUGCUUCUGUUGAAAGCUCAUCUUACGUGAAAUGUUAGGUUUUUAUGCUUUGUUUUUAUUUCCAGUUGUACAAUUUUGGUGUUUUCCUAACAAGAGUCCCUUGCCAUUAUGAAAAAGUUCUACUUCUUUAGUACCAACAUGCAAGUAACUAGUUAUUUAAACCAAUAUAACAAAAUAAAGCUCUUUCUUAGAUGUGUAAUUUUGCCAAAUGAGAUAAAUACUAUUAUAAAGCAAACUUUCAACAAAGGAAUGAAUGAUGUCUUGGAAAAUAACUGCUGAAAUAACGUAGGGCUAUAGAUAUUUAGCUUAAUGCUUAAGUUCAGCGUAUCUUCUCAGAAAAUAUUUUUAAGCGUAUAUAACUGGAAACAUUGCCUCCCCUAAUUCUGAAAGGCCAAAUGCAAAAUUCCACCUAUUCAUCCUUUCUUUCCUGCUUGUGUCAGGCGUACCAGUUGGGACUAAUGGUCACGAUGUCACUUCCCCAAUUAAUUUGUGAAUAGACCAAGGUACUUUCCAGUAAGGAAUAAAAUUAACAGAGUAUGUUGCUUAUAAAUGGUAUCUGGAAAAUGUGCUCUACUUCUGCUAACUACAAGGAACUAAGUGAAUAGUAUACAGAUGAUACAGUGGAACUGGAAAACAUUUAAUUUUAAAUUAUUCACUGUAGCAUCACAUGCAAGGAAGUCUUGUCAAACUACUUGAUUGGCAGUAUUCUCCUACCCUUUCUACAGCUUGUUAUUUCUCAUGAAAAACAGUGCUUUUCAGGGUUUGUAUUCACCUAGGAAAUACAGAUGGGUUUGAGCAUUGAAGCUUAAUGAUUAAGAAUUAUGCAAAUAAUUUGCCUCUAGAAACUACAAGUAUUUUUAGCUAGUUUGUGGGCAAAAUUUAAUUUAUGUUUAAUACUGACGUUCUUGGCUGAAAAUUAAGCUACAAAACUACAAACAAAAUCAGAAGCUUUAUUGUAAGUCUGCAGAGAAGGCAUAUUCUGUCCUGUGACCUACCCCUUUGUGAUUCUCAGUGCAUUUUCUGAGGACUGUCAACAGUUUCAAAGGCCUGAGCCUGAAUUCCCUCUGCGGAGACAUUUGCAUGCAUAGAGCAGAUGUAGAAGGUAAUGGUUUUUUGUGAAUAGCAAAAUCAUAAUUGAACAACCUCAAGUGACUAAGAACAAAAUAUUGUUAGUAUACUGGGAUGAUCUCAUGUUUGCAUUUAUUUAGGUAAAGGCCAAAGCCACAGACGCAUAUUCAAGAAUAAGCCAGCCUUGUGAAUGUGGUGGGAGAAGGAGGAUGGCUAGUGAAAAACAUUUCUUCGCAUAGUAUUCAAAAUCUGAUAGAAACAAUCUCUAGCCGUCUUCAAAAGGUAUAAACCAAGCCCUUGAGUUGCAUCAGCACAUUCCUGGAAUCUUACAUUUUAUAAGUUUGAUUCGGUGUUGUACCGAUUGCCCCAUGAGCACAGUGUGUGCUUUUAUAUACCUGAUUGCCCAAGUGGCACCAGUUAUUUAUUUAUUUUAUUUUAUUUUUUCAGAAGUUAUCAUAAUUCAAAAGCUAGCAGUUGUAAAAUAGUUUGAGAAGUGGUCCGUUCUUCAGAAUUUAGAUUUAUUCUCCACCAAAAAUGCAUCCUUCACCUCAGUCCUAGUCAUUUUGGACAAUGAACUGCUUUAUUAUUAAAGAGUUUUAGAAACCAUGUAAGAAAAUAUUUUGAGGGUACAGAAAGCCUAAACCAGCAAUUCAUUGUGUUAAAUUCAAUAGUUUCACCAACUUUUCACUGACAUACAUAGAAACAAAUCAGUAGUUUCAGUCUAAUUUUAACAUCAUGCUGGUAGUAUUUUGGGGAAAAAAAAAAAAAAAAGAGGUAGAAAAGGUGAAAAACUGUACUGUUUGUGUUCAAGGUAAGCUUAUCAAUUUUCAGAUUAGAAGAAAAGGCAUUUUUGUUACACUUAAAGAAUAUUUUCUUUAUUUCAAGAUCACCCUUUACUCUUUGACCUACAUAUUUUAUGAAAUAAAAUUUUAUGGUAUUUUGUGAUCCCUUUUUAGUAGUUCUCAGAAGUAUUGGGAGUGUUAGCUCCCAAAUGAGGUAUUGAGAGGAGAGACACUGAAAUGAAUGGAACCUUCUCUCCGGGAGAAUUACCAUAUAAAUACUAUACCAGAAGAGAGGGUUUGUUUGAAAAAUUUUAUGUCAACCCAAGUAUCCAUUGAAGGCGUUUAAGUUAGCCACAAAAGUUGGGAUCUAAUGAGUUGGAGUUAUUUCUGUUAUCUCCUGUUUUAUUAUAAUUUCCAUUGUGGCCAGUGUAACUGCACUGAGACUCUCAGCACUUCCUUCCCUAUUAUGUGAUGUAUGCAAUUGAAGGGAACAGUCAGACCUAGGCUAUUUUCCUUGGCUUAAGAGAACCACAAAACAUAGGAGAAAAAUGGCAAUGUUGCAAACAUAUCAAAAAGCCGAAACUCUACACCGUCCUAGUUUUGACUGAAAGAAUGCAGGAAGUCUUGAAUUACUCAGCCCUGCUCAUUCACGGUUUUCCAAAGGUCCUUAAAUCACAAACUUAGAGUCAAGCCUUCGUUCAUCUGCAUACAUAAUCCACUGUCCUGAAAGUAAUGCCAAAUCUUAUGGAUUCAAAGUUAGACUUUUUGUGAACUUGCUGGAAAGACUGGACAAACAGCUGGAAGAAUAAAUAAAAGACUGCACCAUACAUCGUUUGACCUUCAUUGAUCUUUCCAUUGUGAUGGCCACUGCUUUGUUGAUUGGCAUUUUUCAUUUGCUAAUCAGCACCUCUUGGUUCACUGUCCUUGAACAUCUUCCCAUUUGUACCGAGAGUAGGCUUGAGUCAAUUUUUGAGAAGAGAUCAUUCCUGGAGCUAGCACAGGUCUCCUGUGCAUUGUUAAACCCUCCCUAGGGAUGUUUCUCUGUAUGUUCCCUUUCUGUCACCCUGUCUGGAACCUACAGCAAUGAGCAUCUUCGGUGAAUCACUCAGCGGAUGAGAUUUAGCCACGAAGUGCAGUACUGUAAGUCUCACUUCAGGUGGUUUUACACACAGAUUUUUACCUAGGAAAGAGAGGAUUAAAUCUUGAGUACUCUCCAUUGAGCAGUGCCCCCUAAGACAAGGCUGGGGGUUUAGCAGAGCUCAGAAAUCUGUUUAAGUGAGGAGCAGAUGCAGCUUAGACAUCUUUCUGUGUCAGUACCCUUAACCAGAGAAGCUGCAGGCAAUAGAAACCUGUAGCAGCCCUGUGAGGGUCACCAGUGCAGAUCUGAAAUACUUUUCUAGUACUGUGUCUGUGCAGCAGUGACAUGGAGAUGAAGGAGAGAGUCCUUUGUCAGUGCAGAGGGGAGUUUCUCACCUUUCCAGCUUUGUAAGAAAGAUGUGCUGCAAGCAGGUAGCAAGCUUUGGACAUAACUUAUGACCACAAUUGUUAAUUAUGGGGUGCUGUUCCUUGCCCCGUGAAACAAAUGAAGUCUGUGACCAAACUGAACUGCCAGUGAACACUUUCCUUAAAUUAUUUAUGUCUCUGUAAAUGAUGCAUUGUAGCGCUCAUUAAACCUAAAAGUUACUCUUA